Molecule: messenger RNA, 1709 nt
Organism: Cuscuta epithymum
Lineage: Eukaryota; Viridiplantae; Streptophyta; Magnoliopsida; Solanales; Convolvulaceae
Source: the annotation of a GenBank genome assembly
AUACUCCCUUCGUCCCACUAACAAUUGGACAAGAGGUAGUGGCAUACAAACUAAUAAAAUGUGGUUUAUGUGGUUGAUAUUGAAUUGAUAAAAUAAGAAUAAUAAAGUAAGAAUGAUUUAGAGACACACAAACUUUACCAAAUUUGGUAUGAAACAAUCUUAAUGGGACGGACUGAAAAUGUAAAAUGAGACAAUCUUAGCGGGACGGGGACGGAGGUAGGAAGUAUAAGAGAAUUAACGAUAUUUUUUCGAAAAAAAUCUCGUAGGACUGGGCAUAGCGUCGCUGAAGUUGGUCCACAGAUUCGGGGCAGAGGGGAACUCGAGGGGAGACUACGCAACGAUGAUGAGGGAGGUUCUGCGGCACCAAAAGGCGCGGCGACUGAGAACAGUGAGGGGCGAGAUGGGCAGCGGUGCGGAGGUGGAAAGCAACGACGGGGGAUAUAAGUGGCUCUCUGCGUAUGCCAGCUCAAAAUGGGUGUUGGGAACCCACGUCGCGCAGGUGCAACUCGGGAGCCAGAGGACCAAACUGAGCCUCGUGUUCGACACCGCCAGCGACCUCACGUGGACUCAAUGCAGUGGGUGCAAAGAGUGCUACAAGCAAAGAGAAACGAUGUUUGACCCAUCAAAGUCAUCGGCGCUCCCGCUUGUCGAGUGUGGCCCUGAACAAGGUCCUCAUCAAGCUUGUCUCUACGAUGUAGGCUACGCAGAAGAAUCGCAUUCGCAGGGCAGUAUGAUGAAGGCCCAGCUGUGGCUCGACCCCAGCUCGUCGCGGGCGGUGCUGGACGACUUCAUUUUCGGGUGCGGCAAUAGUAGUAACUUUUCCGGAAGGGAAGAGGCGGGAGUGAUGGGGUUAGGCCCCGGUCUUUCUUACCCCUCCAUCGUUUCUCAAGCAAACGCAACAUUUUCUUUCCGUUUCUCUUAUUGCCUCACCACAGAAAGCGGGAGAGACGGGUAUUUAUCCUUCGGGAGCUCGCCCCCCGCUUCCGGUGUGGUAUACGCCAACUUAUACAUCCCAGAUUCUGGUUUUUACUUCAUUCGUAUCGUGGACAUAAUGGUGAACGGAAGGUCGCUGGGUAUCAAUUCCGCCGUGUUUAAGUCGCCUGGAACCAUCAUCGACUCCGGAUCUGCCAUAUCAUUGCUGCCCCAGAAAGCGUUCACAGCUCUGAACAGCGCAUUCGAAUACCAAAUGAGUCGUCUCAAGUAUAAGAAAGUAGCACUACUUGCGGGGGACAAAGAUGGGAUGCUUAACACCUGUUACGACUUCACAAAGGGAACUCCCAAAUUCCCCACGAUAAGCUACGUGUUUGAUAAAAACACGGUGCUGCAUUUGCCUCCGGCCGCCGUCAUGCUGAAACUGUCUGCUAAUGACGCCUCCCAAGUGUGUUUGGCUUUCGCUCCCACUGCAAGAAGCUCUGAUCUGGGAGUAUUUGGGAACAUUCAGCAGCAGACAAUGGGGGUUUUCUACGAUCUUGAUCAAAUGAAAGUGGCAUUUACACAAAAUGCUUGUACUUGAUCCAGAAUUCGAGAGAUGGAUCCAUCAGAGCUGAUAUAUAUCACCAAGAGCAAUGAUAUAUAUGAUAUAUCCAGUACUCCAUAUUAUUGUAUUAUGAACUACUGAUGCAUUUGUUGUUUACUUCGUCGCACUUCUUUUAUGUAUACGUAUCAUGCAUUCAUGCACUGUACUUUUUCAUACAUCUUUCCUAAACGAA